GAUUGAAGAAAGUCUGUCAGCACUCUCUUGAAAUAUGGUUGUAGAGACAGCAUACUAUGAUAUUUUGGGGGUUAAACCCAAUGCCACCCAGGAUGAACUCAAGAAAGCCUACAGAAAACUUGCUUUAAAAUAUCACCCUGACAAGAAUCCUAAUGAAGGUGAAAAGUUCAAACAGAUUUCACAGGCCUAUGAAGUCCUUUCGGAUGCCAAGAAAAGAGAUUUGUAUGACAAGGGUGGCGAGCAAGCCAUUAAAGAGGGUGGAAUGGGAGGAGGUGGCUUUGGUUCACCAAUGGACAUCUUUGACAUGUUCUUUGGAGGAGGUGGGAGAAUGCAGAGAGAACGAAGAGGUAAAAAUGUAGUCCAUCAGUUAUCUGUGUCACUAGAAGAUUUAUACAAUGGUGCCACAAGAAAAUUGGCUCUGCAGAAGAAUACAAUCUGUGACAAAUGUGAAGGACGUGGAGGCAAGAAGGGAGCUGUUGAGUGCUGCCCUAACUGCAGAGGCACUGGCAUGCAGAUUAGGAUCCACCAAAUAGGACCUGGCAUGGUCCAGCAGAUACAGUCUGUGUGCCCUGAGUGCCAAGGACAAGGCGAAAGGAUCAAUCCCAAAGAUCGGUGUAAAAGUUGCACUGGUCGUAAGAUUAUCAGAGAGAAGAAGAUCCUCGAAGUUCACAUUGACAAAGGAAUGAAGGAUGGGCAGAAAAUUACAUUUACCGGUGAGGGAGACCAGGAACCUGGACUGGAGCCAGGAGACAUUAUAAUAGUGUUGGACCAGAAGGAUCAUGCUGUUUUUACAAGGAGAGGUGAAGACUUGCUGAUGCACAUGGAAAUUGAGCUUGUGGAGGCACUCUGUGGAUUCCAGAAACCAGUAGAAACAUUAGACUCUAGGACCAUAGUAAUUACCUCGCUUCCUGGUCAAAUUGUUAAACAUGGCGAUAUUAAAUGUGUGCUGAAUGAAGGUAUGCCAAUCUAUCGAAGGCCAUAUGAAAAAGGACGCCUUAUUAUAGAAUUCAAGGUCAACUUUCCAAAUAGUGGCUUCAUUUCUCCAGACAAACUCCCUUUGUUAGAGAAACUUCUGCCUGCAAGAAAAGCUAUUGAAGAAUCUGAGGAUAUGGAGCAGGCAGAACUAAUGGAUUUUGAUCCAACACAGCAGAGGAGAGGCCAUUACAAUGGCGAAGCAUACCAUGAUGAUGAUGACGACCACCCAAGAGGUGGUGUACAGUGCCAAACCUCGUAGAUCAAACCAGUUCACUCGUGUAGCAAACAUUUUUGUAAUUUUCUCUCUGAUUCCCCCCCAUGACUGUCUGCAGCACAACUACUAAAAGGCAGUGCUUUUUUUUCUUUAUUUAUUUUUGCCUUAAGGAAGCGUAAUAUGCGGUAUGUAAAACGUGUCUUAUACUUUAGCACUUAAGGCUGUCAGAGAAAACUGCAUUUGUUUUUAAAUAAAAUGAAGACUUCAGCUAGUGCACAGUUCACAUGUUACAUACAAUAAAUGUCAGUGUACUCCAAGCCUGGCUUUAUGUGAUAUUUACCUUCAAUACAAACCUUCUGUUUCCCGCUUAAUUUAUGUAUAUUUACCCCCCCCCGUCUUUAAAGUUGGGGUAGGGUGCUUAAGGGCUGUCUUGCAGCUCUUGGCAAAACCUAGAUCAGGGUAUCUAAAGUUGAAGAAUCAACCAGCCACCAAAUACAUGUAAGGCUGUAUAGUUAUCUGCAAUUACAGGAAGGCUGAAUCCAAGCAGUCUAUCCACCAUCAAACCGGUAUAAAAUGUCAAUGUAUGUAAAUAUUCAGUUCAUGCCUCCCAGUUUUUUUGCCUGUUGCACUUUGUGUUAAUAGGUUAACUCAGUCUGUCAAAAUAAAGUACUUUAAAGUAUC
Molecule: messenger RNA, 1870 nt
Organism: Spea bombifrons (plains spadefoot toad)
Lineage: Eukaryota; Metazoa; Chordata; Amphibia; Anura; Pelobatidae
Gene: DNAJA1
Product: DnaJ heat shock protein family (Hsp40) member A1
Exons: 8
Coding region: 35-1234 (399 amino acids)
Biological process (GO): protein refolding; response to heat
Cellular component (GO): cytoplasm; cytosol
Molecular function (GO): Hsp70 protein binding; ATP binding
Source: RefSeq, a predicted model, not a curated record